This is a messenger RNA of Erinaceus europaeus (western European hedgehog), 552 nucleotides long. Its product is annotated as trafficking kinesin-binding protein 1-like. NCBI's taxonomy places the organism in Eukaryota, Metazoa, Chordata, Mammalia, Eulipotyphla, Erinaceidae. The transcript has 3 exons. The coding region runs from base 129 to 467 and encodes 112 amino acids. The record is from RefSeq and is a predicted model, not a curated record. Gene Ontology annotation, molecular function: GABA receptor binding. Gene Ontology annotation, biological process: neurogenesis; anterograde axonal transport of mitochondrion; endosome to lysosome transport. Gene Ontology annotation, cellular component: dendrite.
CCAACAAGCAAACUCAGAAAGUGCUGAGGAGGGCGAGGGAGGGCAGCUUUGCUGAGCGGCUAUCCGGCCUGGGCUCUCCUGGCGAGUCUCCUUUCUCUGGGCACUGCAGCUGGGGUCUGCGUCUGCACAUGGCGUUGGCGUUUCAGCUUGGGCGGCCGGUCAGGGCCCAGUCCCUGCCAGGACUCUGCCGAGACAACCUCAUUCGAGCAAACUCUUGUGACGUGUGCAACAGCACCGAUCUUCCGGAAGUCGAGAUCAUCAGCCUGCUGGAGGAGCAGCUGCCCCACUAUAAGCUAAGAGCUGACACCAUCUACGGCUAUGACCACGACGACUGGCUCCACACACCCCUCAUUUCUCCAGAUGCCAACAUCGACCUCACCACCGAGCAAAUCGAAGAGACGCUGAAGUAUUUCCUGAUGGCCACUUCUCACGUGAAACGUAGCUUGGGAAGCUCAGUUCCCAGAUGAAGUUUCCAUAUUCUCUGAUUUUCUACUCCCAUCCUGUAUUCCACGGCCCUUGCUUCCCAGACCCCAGGUAGCUAUGACUGUGUGG